Molecule: messenger RNA, 1512 nt
Organism: Postia placenta MAD-698-R-SB12
Lineage: Eukaryota; Fungi; Basidiomycota; Agaricomycetes; Polyporales; Adustoporiaceae
Exons: 3
Coding region: 1-1512 (503 amino acids)
Molecular function (GO): nucleic acid binding; zinc ion binding
Source: RefSeq, a predicted model, not a curated record
AUGCCGACGCGGCCCCGGGGGCCGGACCUUAUCGACGUCUACAUCCCAGACGGCCCUGAGACUGUCCUCUACCGUUGCGAGCAGCAGCCGCAAUCAGAAGGGCUCAACACCCCCUUGGUCCCCGCAGCACCCUCGCAUCUCGAUCCGCCUCGCGGCACUCUCGCCCUGUCUCCCCUAGCUCCCGUCUCCCUCAAACUGUUGUCACCGAUCCAGAUCAAGCGCGAGGAGAUCUCCCUCCAGACCCUGCGCCAGAGCCAGAGCCUGAGGAGAGUGAGGGUGAAGAAGGAGUCUCGGAGUCCGAGUCCGAGGAUUCUGUUGGGUCCGCCUCGCCGACAGCGCUCGCCCCCGCGUCAGCAGUCCCUGACGUACGUGACCCCCCCCGCCGAACUUCCUCCGGCACCUUCACCGCCGACUCUGCCGAGAGGCCGCUCGAGCACUCACUCCUCUCGAAGUUCGACCAGCGGAGGGCCACCACAGCCGCCUCCGCCCCCGCAGCGUCCUCCGUCCCCCCCGACGCCGAUAAUGUCUUCUCCCGCCGCCGCACCUGACAAGGAGACCCUGAAGCUCCUCCUCCCCCUCCGCUAUGACGGCAAAACCGUCAUCGAAUGCGACAGGUUCUUGUUGCAACUUCGUAUCUACUGGUUGAUCAACACGUCGUUGACGACCAUUGAACUUAAGGUACAAGUUGCGCUAAGCCUGCUCAAUGGCGACGCCUGCGCCUGGGCCACGCCUUACUUCGCCCAACUCGCAUCAGUGCAGAUGGGUGUGCAAGGGGUUACAACCCCCUUCAGGAACGAAGCGGCCUUCACCGCUGCCUUCAAGGCUCGCUUCGGCAAUCUCGACGAUGCGGCAGCAGCCCAGGUAGAGCUGGCGAAGCUCUGCGCGGACAAGUCGGUCCGCGAAAAACGCACUGCGGCGGAGUUCUCCGCGCUGUUCAAGGGUCCGGCGGACCGUUCCGGGUAUGGGGACCUGGAACUACGCGACAAGUACCUGAGCGGCAUCCCCUCCCGCGUAUAUCGCAAGAUCGAGCUCGAAACCUUCACCACGUGGCGAGCCGCUGAAAAGCGAGCCACUGAGGUCGAGCAGAUCCUCGACAUCAGCCAGGCCCGUCGGCCCGAGUUGAACAACUUCUUCUCGGCCCGAGGUCGAGGUCGCGGUGGGGCACGCGGUGGUGCGCCCUCAUCACACGCAGCUUCGGCCAGCAUCAAUGCGGCCAUCGGAAAAGGAGACUUCCCCGGCACAUGCUUUGGCUGUGGGAAGCAAGGGUACCGACGUUUCGAGUGCCCUAACUGUAAGGAUAAACCUUACACAAAACGCACCGACGCGUGGGCUACGGUUGCCUCGGGUUCCACCCAGGCGGCAACAAGCGCCCCCGUCGCUUCAUCCUCGGCGAGUAUAAGCGCCGCUUCAGCGAAAUCGGAAAGUUCCGAGCUGGCGGACUUAAUAGCACAGAUGAAGUCGAUGCGCGAGGAGCUCGAGCACUAUCGGGCCAUGAAGGAGGAGUCUUUUUGA